AUGCAAUAGAUUUGUGAUUUCCAUUUGAGAUAUAUCAAAUUCAUUUGUGUUGAUAACACAUGCAACAACAAAUUGCUUUGUGAUGAUUGCUCCAGAACCUCGAAUGAACACAGCAAUCAUAAAAUAGUGGAUGCUGCUGCAUUUUUAUAAUAAGCGGAGACCUUCCUAAAAGGUGGAAAGUAAUUGUUUAAUCGAUUAUCAGUCCUGACUUUGCUCUCUAUGGAAGUGAUCUUGGCAAUAAAACCAAGAUCUUUCUCUCCAAUAAUGGAAACAUCAGACAUGAAAUCAGAAUGAAUUAUUUAAGAAAAUUAGAGGACUCCAUUGAAAAAUACUUACACCAAAUGAUCGACAGUCUCCAAUCCUCAAAAAAGAUGGUAGUUGAUUUUAUUAAUCAAUCAAUUGAGGAUUGUUUCUCAGCAUAAGUUUUAAAGUAAGUUUCACAAAUUACAAAUAGUAAUCGAGAAACUGGCCACAUGAUAGUUUAAACAGUCAUGAGUGCUUUGAAUGCUAAAAUAUCCACCAAGGAAGCCAACAUCCUCCUAUACCGCUUGCAUACAGGAGACUUAGAAAGAGAAUACUACGAGAAGAAAGUAUAGAAUAUUCAUAUCAAUAGAUACAAGCCUUGGUUGAAUUGUUUCAUUAAAAUGUGAAGUUAUUAUUGGAACCCAUGGCCAAUUAAGUCCAUAAAUAUCUGAAGUAAUUUCAUCAAGAGAUGGAAAGAAUUCGAAAUCAAAUCAAGGAAGAGCAUUUCCAAAUCAAUAAGAUCAACAUGUUGCCCAAGACUUUCAAAAUCAAAGACGUCACAAGCAAUCCCAAUUUAUAAUUAAAAGUGCCCCCAACAUCAUUUACUAAAUAUCAAGCCACUCAAAAUACUCAAUAAUAAGUCUACACAUUAGCCACUGAUUACGACUAAGACGAUUUGGAUUAACUAUCAAGAUGGAAAAUGAACAAACUAACCAAGUCGAGAAAACUUGAAUUGCUCAAGAGUUUGGAUUACACACACCAUACAAUGAAGACAGAACAGUCUUAAUCUAUUGUGAAAUAGCAGGUCCCCAUCACGGCUCCAUAUGAUUCUACUGGAACUGAAUUUAAGAGAAUCAUCCAAGUCAACACAUAACAUACUUACCUAUUGAAAAUUAUCAAUAUCUAAAAAAAUGUCUGUUUGACAGCAGGCAAGGAAGGCACUCUGAACAUCAUAACGAUAGAGAUCGAGCAGAGUGAUCUAUCUAUUGUCAAUUAACACCAACUGAAACCUCAUCAAGAAUUGAAGGAUGUGGAAUUGUGUCAGACUCCAGGGAUGUUUCUGACCACAGGCAGGAAUAUCAAGAUCUUGAAUGACAAAUACAUUGAUCUAGGGUUUACAGUCAAAUUAUUUUUGUAUUAGGAUAUGAAAUAAAUUGAACAACUCACAGAAUUCAGAGAUUUGCAUUAACAACCCAUUGAACAAUUAAAGUUUAUUAAUGAAAAGUAUUUGAGAUAAACUGUUGAGUAUUCUAAAUACAGCAACGAGUUGGAUUUUGCAACCAUUUGUGCGGAUUUCAUUAAGGUGUGGAAGUUCUGCUUUGAUAGUUCAAAAAUAUAUGAAGGAGAAAUGCUGGAGCAAUAUAAAGUAGAGUUGAAACCCUCUAUAAUUAAGAGUGUGGACUUCUCAGAUACUUUAACAAUUGCUUCAGAGAAAUCUACAACCUAUCUAUUCCACGAUUCUUAAUUGUUUAAGCAAAUAAAGAAUGUGACUGGAAAAGAUCAAGUUCUCAGAUCAAAGUUAAUUUCGAAUCACAGACUCUUGAUUAUGACUCAGCAGGGUGUGCUUACAAUUAUAGAUUUAAAAAAAAUACAAUUGCCACCUCACUUAACUAACUCGAAGGACAACAAACCAUAUGAGCCAUAGAAAAUUGUAAUAAAAUAUAUAAAUGAUUUCUUUAGAAUGUCAAAAAGUAUUUACGUUAGAUAUUGUUCGAAAAGGAAGACAAGGAGUUGGAAUUGAUUGAUGUAAUUCAAGUGAGGAAGAAAUUUCUUUGUCUUCUUCACAGUUCUUAGUUUGAUCACUAUUUGAUUCUGAACGAAUAAUUUGAAGUAAAACAAUGUAAUUAUCCUUAAAGCUUGAAAAUAAAUAUAGAAUAGCGCCUUCUGAAACCAGAUACCUCAAAUUUUUAGAGAUUUAGACACACGAUUUAAUGAUAGCUAUAGAAGGCAAAAGCGAUUACAGCAUUUGGGAUGUCAGCAAAUGA
Messenger RNA from Paramecium octaurelia, 2228 nucleotides. Lineage: Eukaryota; Ciliophora; Oligohymenophorea; Peniculida; Parameciidae. The record is from the annotation of a GenBank genome assembly.